Messenger RNA from Folsomia candida, 2162 nucleotides. RefSeq lists its product as uncharacterized. Bases 561 to 2072 code for a protein of 503 amino acids. The record is from RefSeq and is a predicted model, not a curated record. Gene Ontology annotation, biological process: regulation of transcription by RNA polymerase II. NCBI's taxonomy places the organism in Eukaryota, Metazoa, Arthropoda, Collembola, Entomobryomorpha, Isotomidae. Gene Ontology annotation, cellular component: nucleus. The transcript is spliced from 8 exons. Gene Ontology annotation, molecular function: RNA polymerase II cis-regulatory region sequence-specific DNA binding; DNA-binding transcription factor activity, RNA polymerase II-specific.
GCCGAACCAAAUUUUGUUUGUAUAGACUUGCUCUUUCAAACUAAUAAGGUCAAAAAAUUAUCUGGGCUGAACAUGGGUUGCGCCUCCAUUGUUAGAAGCAUGGUGACUCGAUGGGGCAAAAGACGGCGAAAAAAUUAUUCCACUUGUUAAAGUGUAACAAUGUUUGUUACCUGUUAUGCAAAGCUCGGUAAAAAUUUACAAAACAAGCAGAGCAAAUUGUGUGAAUGAGUGCAAUCCUAUCAUCAAAAAUUCAAUAGCUAUUAAUUUUAUGUUCUUAACGAUAUUUGUACAAGUCAGGAUGUGUGUUAUUUAUUAAAAGUGUAAUACAUACAUAUGCAUUUUUGGCUCAAUUUGAGUAUUAAUAAACAUAUGAGUUUGAUGUGAGUAUUUCAUGUUGCGUUUGAAGGAAAUGAAUUUGAAAUGUAAAAAUUAAUCGGAUAGCUGAAUUUUAAAUCUGUCAAUUUUUUAGGUGGUAAUCGAUCCCUUAAACUCGUGGCACCUCGAUUGAAAAAUUAUAAUCAUCGAAAAUAUACUAAAAACGGCCAUUUUUGAAUGUAUGCAUGUAUUCCAAUUUAUGGUUUGAGGAAAUCUGUAAUAAUCAGUGCACGACUCGAAAAGUCGAACCCGCGCCGAAACCACAGAAAUUGAACUCCCGGGUUCGAACUCGGAUUGGAGUGAAGCCGAACCAGGAAACCGGGUUCGAACCCAAACCCGUGCCAAGUUCUGACGCCCGAUUCUCCAGCCCCCGCGCCAGUCUCAACGCCCGUGCCAACAGGAAGCGUGCGCUCUCAUGCUCGCCGUACUCGGAUUCCUUCGACAUCAACUCCAUGAUCCGGUUUUCGCCUUGCUUGGUGUCCUUAGUCAAUGGGUCCAGAGGGUCUUCGGCCGCCAGCGGGUCGUAUGGUCAUCUCUCCGCCGUUUUGCCAGAUUAUUCUGCUCCUCCUCAGUUGAAGCUGCCCAAUAAUAACGAGCAAAGAUUGACACGAUUAAGUAUUCAAUUUGACAUCUUGGAGGAAAAAGGAAAGCCGGAUUUCGUCAAUACGUCACAAGUCGACCAUAUUUUGACGAAUAGCGAAAUCCAAGCGUCGAGAAGUCCAAGUCGAAAAAGUGUCGACACUCCACGUUGGGAUGACGUUACAUUUUUCAAAACUGAAGAAGAGGACAAAAUCGAGUCCGCAAAUUAUGACGACGUGCCAAAAAAUGUGAUCCCAAAAAUUGAAAUUAAACCUGAAGAAGAAAAGGAGUCUGAAAUGGAGGAGGUCAUGGAGGACGAAUUAAGGUCGAAUUCCGAACGUGACUCUGCCGCCGUGACGAAGUCCGUGUCACGCUACAUUCUCGUCGGGAUGUUGAUGUUGGCGGGAAAUCCGUUUGUACACAUUUUACUUGUGGAGGAGAGCCCUUGCACGCCAAAUUUCAUCAGCUCUCUCUUCCUGCCGUGUGAAGGGUUCAAAAAUCAUGGCGUUUCCCUCCUUCAAAAGGCGCCCUUCAUCGGGGUCGAGUAUUACUUGACGACGGUUAUUUUCUUCUCGUGGUCAUUUAACUGGACCAUAAUUUAUUUGGGGAUGUCCUGGAUCAUUGCGGAACUUAGAGUUAUGUCGGAAGCUUUAUCCACAAAGGUUGAAUCCUCCGUGCAUCAGUACCGUUCCAUCGAGUGCAUCGCGACCUUAAUGAAUGACGCAUUUUUCAUGUACCUUUCAACGUUUCCGAACCUUCUCUUCGCCAUCGUGUCCAUUCUGAUGUUUAGCUUCAUACGCAUUUGGCACUACUCACCCAGAUCCAAUCUCAUGUUUCCGCUGUGCGGGAUCCGGUGCGCUUUCGAGGCCGUGACCCCGCUGGCCGUGGCGGGCGACGUGAACGACCAGAACAAGGAGGUCGUCGCCAAGUGGAAGCAGGGCGUCGUGGCGCGGAGGGGGUCGAACAGGGCGAAAAAGGAGGCGAUCGCGUACCAAAAGUCGUUCCACGCGGUGCGCUGCACGGCCGGGUCGUUGUACACGUUCGAAAACUCCAUCGUUCUCUGCUGUCUGAAUAAUUGUAUGCAGUUGACGCUCAAUUUAUUCCUCACGUUUAAAUAGAGAGGAGAAAGUUGCGUGAAAUUUGUGUUAACAAUUUUGGGCGAGUAAAAAAAAUAUAAAAGUAAAUAAAUAUGUAUGUAUGACCUGUGA